AUGGGUGAGAAUAAACGUGCAAGACGGCGGAAAAAUUCCGUAUCGUCACGACGUGGAUUAGACCACACCGACGAUAUAUCUGUGAGCUCCGUUCUUGAUUCUGGGAUUAUAUACGGCCGCUCUUUACCCUUAGGGCGUAUCAAUAAGCUGAUAUCACAAGAAUGUAUGGAGUUUAAUAUUCAUGAUAACUCGGAAAGACCAUCACCAUUGUCGACCCUUGUGAAAAACCUGCGGGCAUUUUUGAACGCACUCAAAACAAAGAGGGUUACUAAAGAUAUCCUAUACGAUAAACGGUAUGCCCAUUGUUUCCAGGUUGGAUUCAAAGCAUGCUGGACCGACUACGAAUAUGGGCCUCCUAAGUCUCUGGAGGUUGUAGGACGCGGAAAUCUGGGAUUCCUCAGUAAAAAAAAUCCUGAACUUGACUUAUCGAUAGAGCUACCAGAAUUGAUGUUUAACGUCAAAGAUUACGUAAACUAUCGAUAUCUUAACAAAAGAAACUCAUGGCUAUGUUGUCUAUACGAAGAUAUACAGGCAACAAUAGCAGAAGACGGAACUAACCCGUUUCUGCCUGGGAUUGAGCAGCAUGGGUUAACGGUCAGCUUGUGUUUCAGGCGACCUAAAACCUACAUCGCUUUAAGUUUCCAGUACCGAGGUUGUGAAUACAAGGUAUAUUUGACGGCACACGUUCAUGAAGGAAUAUUCAAACUACCAGCCAUUAGUCCCAAACGAAACAACGUCCGCGUACCAACAACCAUAACAUCAGACGCAUCAAAUGAAAAUGAUACUGAGUCAAAUCUACGUCCUACACCUACCUACAACUGUGCUAUAAUGGAGGAUCUGUUAAAAAUGCGUAUAAAUUCAAAACUCAAGGCUGCAUUCGAGCACUACGAAAACAUGAUAGGCGCUUUGACGUUACUAACUGUAUGGCAGCGUACGCAAGGUCUUGGACCUAUAAAAAUGCAAACAAGAAACAAUAAAACACACAUGCCCUCUCCGGACACAAGUUCUGAUGCGCCACCAGGAAAUGUUGACGAACAAGAUGCAAUAGAUUCAGAUACAGCUCCAGAAACCGUGGGAAAUGAACAAAACGAGAUGAAUGAUAAUAGUGAUUCCUGCGAGAAGAACGUCACAAUAAUGGACGAUGGUGAAGGUCGGAAUCAAACGGGAGUGGAUACUGUAAAUGACACUGAUGAUCAAGCGCCAUUUGUAUCGGAACUUGUUUUACAUAAUGGUCUAUCUGGCUGUGUUUUCGCUUUGAUCCUCCUACACGUAGCGGAAUGCAGUAAGUCCCCUCCUGAUGUUGAGUCGUUCCCGCUUUUUCUGGCGGCACUGAAGUUCAUCGCCUCAAUGGAUCUGAAGAAAAACUUAUACAUUAUUGGAACUUCUAAAGCCAGAGUAUUGAGAAAGGGGUCUACGGUAACAAAAGAGGACAAGGAGAAUUCAUCACAAAGUACCACUGACAAUCAAAUUGACGCUAAUAUACGGGAUACUGAAUCGAUUAAUACAAUAUCGAUACCAAAAUUCUAUUUGGACGACGAUCGAUUGUUCAACAUUCUCUUCAAUAUGGUUUCGACAUUUCAAGAGGUGAUAGAUAAGGCCAAAACGACUGUAAAGGCUACCUCAGACAUGUCAAACCCAUUUUUGUACGGACAACUGUUCGAUCUUGAGUAUGAUACUAAUUGUCACAAUGAUGUUAGAUUGAUCGUACCAUGUUGCCCAAAGGGGGAUGGUUUCGAUAUAUGGGAGUUGGGCCAAGGGGAAUAUUUGGUGGAAAGACUGAAGGUGAUCCUGGAAUAUGGACUGAAGGAUAGAAUGGACCACCUCUACUUUCGAUAUUCCGAAAAUGGUGUAUUGAUGGCAAUGAUAGGAUUGGAUGAUAAUGUUCAGAGGACAACUGAUGUUGGUCCGGCUAGUAAUUCCAAAGAGUGCGCGCAAUUUCGUAAAUUUUGGGGGAAACUUGCAGAAACUAGAAGCUUCAAUGACGGUUCUAUAUCGGAGUGCUUACUGUGGCAUGAUAUUAUCGACCAGGUUAACGAAAAUACAGGGUCGAAAUCAAGUAUAGAACGCAUUUCAGGUGCAAAUUUGAACUUGAGGAUAUUGCAACUGAUUUUGCAGAUGCACUUUAAAAACUAUGAAAAAGUAACAAUUGGGGAUACCCAAGGUCUCCCUGAUUUUAGGAAUAUCAAAUAUGGAGCCGAUAACACCAGUGUAAUGUAUCUAGAACCGCCUAUUGUAGAGCUUGAUAACCGGCUUGUAACGAACCACAGGACUAAGUUGAUGAACGUCUACAACGAGUUCAACGGUAUACUGAGGUCGCUUGAUAAUGUACCUCUUAAGGUCUCAAAUCUAUACACAUGUAGCCCUGAAUUCGGCUAUGCGGAUGUUGGCGCGUCAAAGACACGUCAUAAGGUGCUGAUCGAGCUUGAGACGUCGACUAAAUGGCCAAAAGGCGCCAAGGAAAUACAAAGCGUCAAAGUGGCAUUCGGUAUCGCGAUACUAAAGGAAUUAUCUAGGAAACAUAACAUAAAGUCGAGAAUGUCCGAAAAUGGUGACAUGGAACUUACUUUUAAAGGCAUAAAAUUUGCAGUCAGUAUCAUGUGUCAAAGGGAAACGCAACCUUUGAUCACGUCGAUAACUAAUUACAAUCCAGAUAAUGAUCGGGUACCUUCUUCGGAGUCGAUAUCAAAAGUUAGGGACUACUUUAAGUCAAUUAAUCUCGAACGUUGCAAGGUUGUUGCCUUGAAAUAUCCAGGUUUCAGCUCAAGCGUGCGGUUGAGCAAAGCCUUUGCUGCAGAUUGCAUGUUGCCACACUCCGAUUUCUUAUGCGAAAUGUUAAAUUGUUUCGUAUUUGGAUUGAAGGAUUUUAUGGUAUCGAAACCCGUGUCAGGGAAUACAGGGUUCGCCAGGUUUCUCUAUCUCGUUGCACAUUAUGAUUGGCUGAACAACCCGCUUGUGUUGUAUGAUGAGAAUCCUAUAUAUAGUAUGUUGAGUCUAAAGAAACAAUCUUGGAUGCCAUUCUUUUGGAUCAGCACGCCCGAGGACCCGUACUGUAUAGUGCCGAUUAUGCCCUCCACAUUGCUGGCGAGGCGAUUCGCGGGACAAUGUAGUCGUUUCUUAUCAAAGUUGGAGCUACGUUAUAUGAAGCCGCUCGAAGUUAAGUCUUUCUUCGAAGUAGAAAAGUCAGGAUAUGAUAUAGUUUUAGAACUUGAAAACGUAUAUCGUAAGUUGAAAUACUCCACAGGUUCCGAAAGCUACAAGCUCUCUUUUGAUGAGGUCAGCUUUAUACUGGCAGCAUUUGUAGAUGAGCUGCGUAGAUCGUUCGGUGCCCUGUUGGAGAUUGGGUAUAACGAGCUUGAAUUAAAGGGGAUACAGAUCCCUUCAGAGCACCUGUACAUAUUUUUGAAGUACAACCCCGUCGCGUGUAUACCGUCGACGUCGAUAAAGGGUGUGUGGCCUCAGCUCAUGUUGGAACUGGGAGGUGUGAGUUUCUACCUACCCAACUUCGCGGUAACCUUAUGUAACAUUCGCGACAUAGGCCGCGGCCUGUUACGUGACAUGACAUGCACCUAA
Molecule: messenger RNA, 3570 nt
Organism: Babesia sp. Xinjiang
Lineage: Eukaryota; Apicomplexa; Aconoidasida; Piroplasmida; Babesiidae
Product: Nucleolar protein 6
Exons: 1
Coding region: 1-3570 (1189 amino acids)
Biological process (GO): tRNA export from nucleus; rRNA processing
Cellular component (GO): CURI complex; small-subunit processome; UTP-C complex
Source: RefSeq, a predicted model, not a curated record